UCAGGCUGCAAAGGUAUCGAUCUGCUACUUAACUAGAUGUAUUGGCGAAGAGGGGAUUUCUUCUGAAAAUAUGCUUACUUUGUUUAUGAGACGCCAUUUUACACCACCAUGCUAAUGGCUAAUGCUACUUCCUGAUGUUACUGCUGCAAUCUGAUUGACUGAAACCACAAUAUGCCACAUCUGGGACUUGCAUUCCGAGGCAUUAGCCACUCUAGCAUGGUGGUGAAAAAUGGUGUUUCAUAAAGAAAGUACAGAUACCCCCCCCUCUCCUUCUCGACAAUACAUCUAGUUAAGGAGGAAAUCAACGCCUUUGCAGCCUGAAGAUGGAGAAUGUUUCAGGUAAAGCCGGUCCACGGGAGGAUAUGAGAAUAUUGCAGGCUGCAUACAAUGUGUUUGGACGGUAAAAUGGAAACGACUCAAUAUCCCCAUCUGCCAGCCUUUGGGCUACUCUCGUUUUGAAACACCAACAUCGUUUAAUAUCAUCAAUGGGACUGACACCAGAGGUGUAAACUACUUAAAGUAAAAAAUACUUUUAAGUCGUUUUUUCGGGGGUAUCUGUACUUUAUCUACAUUUUUGACUACUUUUGCUUCACUAUAGACAGUAAUGUACUUUUUACUGCAUACAUUUUAUCUGACACCCAAAAGUAUUCGUUACAUUUUGAAUGCUUGGCAUUUAUCGAGAGAACAUCCCCGCUCAUCCCUAUAUGUGCCCAAGGCGUUUCUAUUGUCUCUUUCCUGUCCCUGUGGAACAGCCGUAGCGGGACAGAGGAAUGUGUUCAUUCUAGUCGAACCACGGCAGGAGAGCGCAACGGUUGGAAACAGAUGACUGAUGUUCAGAAAAAGAUGUCCUGAUGCGGCACUCCAAACAGUAAACGUUACCCUGCUGUAUCCCUCAUCUCAACCUGCUCCUCCUCCUCCUCCUCCUGUACUUCCUGCUCCUCCAGAACAGACUAUUGGUACCGUUGGUUCCUUCCUUGGGUCCCCAACCCUCACUCGGCCGGUUGACAAAUCUCUGCUUUCCCCCUCUUCUCCGCUCCCCGGUCCUCGUCCCUGAACCUCCUCUCACCCCCGGUCCUCGUCCCUGAACCUCCUCUCCCCCCUCGCCCCAGUCUUCGCCCCACUUCCCCACGUCCCCGGCAACAUGUCCAUCGCCCUGAAGCAGGUCUUCAACAAGGACAAGACCUUCCGGCCCAAGCGUAAGUUUGAGCCGGGGACGCAGCGUUUCGAGCUGCAUAAAAAGGCCCAGGCGUCGCUGAGCUCCGGGGUUGACCUACGGGCGGCGGUAGCUCUGCCCCACGGGGAGGAUCUGAACGACUGGGUGGCCAUGCACGUAGUUGACUUCUUCAACAGGAUAAACCUCAUCUACGGGACGGUGUGUGAGUUCUGCACGGAGAAGAGUUGUCCGGUCAUGUCCGGAGGUCCUCGGUAUGAGUACCGAUGGCAGGACGAUCACAAGUACAAGAAACCAACGGCUCUACCGGCUCCCAAGUACAUGAACUUGCUGAUGGACUGGAUCGAGGUUCAGAUCAACAAUGAGGAUAUCUUCCCACCAGCAUGGGUGAGUACUCUGGGUAUCCCCUUCCCCAAGAACUUCACCCAGAUCUGUAAGAAGAUCAUCUGCCGUCUGUUCCGGGUGUUUGUCCACGUCUACAUCCACCAUUUUGACCGUAUGAUCCUGAUGGGAGCUGAGGCCCAUGUUAACACCUGCUAUAAGCACUUCUACUACUUCAGCACAGAGCUCAACCUCAUAGACCGCAAGGAGCUGGAGCCACUGAAAGAUAUGACGUCUGGGAUGUGUCACUGAGGUGUUGUAGCAGAACCACUGGAGCUGCCGAUGGCCUGGCAGGAGGUUGCCGUGGAUAUGCUGUGGGAGGGGUCCAGUGAGCAGCAGAGAUGCCUCUGAAGCUUGAUGACAUCAUCACCGUGCGUCUGGUAGCCGUAGAAGAACCUGUUACCUGCAGAUACGUCUGCCUGGCUGGAUCCACACUGUAGCGAGGACAGACUCUACUAUUUGUACGAUCAACACUGUGGCAGAGACUACUAGUAGUUUGUCAUGUUAAAUCAUUGUCUCUAUAACACCAGAUCACAGAGGAGGAGCUGAUUAACUAAUGUUUGCAUGACUUGAUUAUGUUCAAUAUGAGAGUAUGACUACUAGGACCACUUACUUACUGGCUGACUUACUGGCAAGCUGGCUGGCUGACUGAUUCACUGGCUGGCUGACUGAUUCACUGGCUGGCUGACUGAUUCACUGGCUGGCUGACUGAUUCACUGGCCAGCUGGCUGACUGACUGAUUCACUGGCCAGCUGGCUGGCUGACUGAUUCACUGGCCAGCUGGCUGGCUGACUGAUUCACUGGCCAGCUGGCUGGCUGACUGUCAAAUCAAAACGUAGGAAUGGAAUCCUAUUCCUUAUAUAGUGCACUACUGUUGACCAGGGCUCUAUGGGACCCUACGGGGCCCUAUGGACAGAGGCAGUGCACUACGGUUGACCAGGACCCUAUGGGACCCUUUGGCCUAUGGACAAAGGCAGUGCACUCCGGUUGACCAGGACCCUAUGGGACCCUACGGGGCCCUAUGGACAGAGGCAGUGCACUACGGUUGACCAGGACCCUAUGGGACCCUUUGGCCUAUGGACAAAGGCAGUGCACUACGGUUGACCAGGACCCUAUGGGACCCUACGGGGCCCUAUGGACAGAGGCAGUGCACUACGGUUGACCAGGACCCUAUGGGACCCUUUGGCCUAUGGACAAAGGCAGUGCACUCCGGUUGACCAGGACCCUAUGGGACCCUACGGGUCCCUAUGGACAAAGGCAGUGCACUCCGGUUGACCAGGACCCUAUGGGACCCUAUGGGACCCUAUGGACAAAGGCAGUGCACUCCGGUUGACCAGGACCCUAUGGGACCCUACGGGGCCCUAUGGGCAAAGGCAGUGCACUACGGUUGACCAGGACCCUAUGGGACCCUACGGGGCGCUAUGGACAGAGGCAGUGCACUACGGUUGACCAGGACCCAAUGGGACCCUACGGGGCCCUAUGGACAAAGGCAGUGCACUACGGUUGACCAGGACCCUAUGGGACCCUACGGGGCCCUAUGGACAAAGGCAGUGCACUACGGUUGACCAGGACCCUAUGGGACCCUACGGGGCCCUAUGGGCAAAGGCAGUGCACUACGGUUGACCAGGACCCUAUGGGACCCUACGGGGCCCUAUGGGCAAAGGCAGUGCACUAUAUAGUUAAUUCAGAAAGUAUUCAGACCCCUUGACUUUUUCUACAUGUUGUUACGUUACAGCCUUAUUCUAAAACGGAUUACAUACAUCUUUUCCUAAUCAAUCUACAUCACAAUACCCCAUAAUGACAUCACAAUACCCCAUAAUGACAUCACAAUACCCCAUAAUUACAUCACAAUACCCCAUAAUGACAUCACAAUAACCCAGAAUGACAUCACAAUACCCCAUAAUGACAUCAUAAUGACAAAUUAAAAACAGAAAUACCUUAUUUACAUAAGUAUUCAGACCCUUUGCUAUGACACUCGAAAUUGAGCUCAGGUGCAUCCUGUUUCCAUUGAUGAUCCUUGAGAUGUUUCUACAACUUGAUUGGAGUCCACCUGUGGUAAAUUCAAUUGAUUGGACAUGAUUUAGAAAUGCACACACCUGUCUAUAUAAGGUCCCACAGUUGUCAGAGCAAAACCAAACCAUGAGGUCGAAGGCGUUGUCUGUAGAGCUCCGGUACCGGAUUGUGUCCAGGCACAGAUCUGGGGAAGGGUACCAAAUAUGUUCUGUAGCUUUGAAGAUCCCCAAGAAAACAGUGGCCUCCAUCAUUCUAAUAUGGAAAAAGUUUAGAGCUGGCCUCCCAGCCAAAUUGAGCAAUCAGGGAUGAAGGGCCUUGGUCAGGGAGGUGACCAAGAACCCAAUGGUCACUCUGACAGUGCUCCAGAGUUCCUCUGUGGAGAUGGGAGAACCUUCCAGAAGGACAACCAUCUCUGCAGCAUUCCACCAAUCAGGCCUUUAUGGUAGAGUGGCCAGACAGAAGCCGCUCCUCAGUAAAAGGCACAUGACAGCACAGUUUGAGUUUGCCAAGGCACCUAAAGACUCUCAGACCAUGAGAAACAAGAUUCUCUGGAGGAAACCUGGCACCCUGGUGGUGGCAGCAUCACUACGGUGAAGCAUGGUGGUGGCAGCAUCACUACGGUGAAGCAUGGUGGUGGCAGUAUCAUGCUGCGGAGAUGUUUUUCAGUGGCAGAGACAGGAAGACUAGUCAGGAUCGAGGGAAAGAUGAACAGAACAAAGUACAGAGAGAUUCUUGAUGAAAAUCUGCUCCAGAGCGCUCAGGACCUCUAACUGGGGCGAAGGUUCACCUUCCAACAGAACAACGACCCUAAGCACACAAUCAAGACAACACAGUAGUGGUUUCGGGACAAGUCUCUGAAUGUCCUUGAGUGGCCCAGGCGGAGCCCGGACUUGACCCCGAUUGAACAUCUCUGGAGAGACCUGAAAAUAGCUCCCAUUACAACCUGACAGAUCUUGAGAGGAUCUGCAGAGAAGAAUGGUAGAAACUGCCCAAAUACAGGUGUGCCAAGCUUGUAGCGUCAAACCCAAGAAGACUAGAGGAUGUCUUCACGGCCAAAGGUGCUUCAACAAAGUACUGAGUAAAGGGUCUGAAUACUUAUGUAAAUGUGAUAUUGCCGGGGGGGGGGUUUUGUAGUUUCAUUGGUCCUUUCAGGUGUUCAUCCAUCAUGAUCCUGUUUUUCAUUACUUCACCAUGAGGACUUCUUUCUAUGUAAAUUAACUUGUUGUGCUGGCAUCCUUAGCCUAGUGAAUAUGUAUUUAUGAUACUUUAGCAACACUAAAAUCAAGUUUUGUUAUCCAAUCAUCAGUCUGUAACUUGACCGUUCAGUUUACGAUAACCAACACAAAGUGUCUGACCUACAAAGCGAUGAUAAUAUUGUCAACUAGACACUGACACCUAUUUACAAUUAUUUUUAACAUUUAGUUUGACUGUUCAUGAUUCCAUGUAAACGUAACACUACACCAGAAACAAUAAAGUUUUGAGUAUUUUGA
Molecule: messenger RNA, 5055 nt
Organism: Oncorhynchus keta (chum salmon)
Lineage: Eukaryota; Metazoa; Chordata; Actinopteri; Salmoniformes; Salmonidae
Product: MOB kinase activator 3B
Exons: 4
Coding region: 1142-1804 (220 amino acids)
Biological process (GO): positive regulation of protein phosphorylation; signal transduction
Cellular component (GO): cytoplasm; nucleus
Molecular function (GO): protein kinase activator activity
Source: RefSeq, a predicted model, not a curated record